Molecule: messenger RNA, 4013 nt
Organism: Cervus elaphus (red deer)
Lineage: Eukaryota; Metazoa; Chordata; Mammalia; Artiodactyla; Cervidae
Gene: ASB14
Product: ankyrin repeat and SOCS box containing 14
Exons: 11
Coding region: 122-1876 (584 amino acids)
Biological process (GO): intracellular signal transduction
Cellular component (GO): cytoplasm
Molecular function (GO): protein binding
Source: RefSeq, a predicted model, not a curated record
CGCUACUGGGGAGUGGAGAUCCUAAAUAUAAAUGAAAAUUCUGACGUGCUAAUCCUUAACAGUGAAAACUUCAGUGCUGUCCUAGAGGAUAUAACAAAAGGUAAAUCUGUCUGCAUUCCACAUGGAUAGUUACACCAGUGAUGAAGACAUCGAUGAUGACUUUGACACCCAGCUCAUCAUUCAACAGAGUUUACAGGAUAGUCACAAGCCAGGAACUACACAGCAGUCACCUGAGGAUGAGAGCUUUUUGAGUGCUUACUAUAAGAAGAUAGUUGAAACAAUAGAGACAGGUAAGGAAGAUGUGUUGUCUCAGUUGACCAAGUACCAUUCAGCUUUUGAUGAAGCAGAUGAGAUAGGCUGGCUUCCUCUCCAUAAGGCUGCAGUACAAGUAAAUAAGAACAUUUUGGAAAUCACCCUGAAAGCCUCAAAACUCAGUGUGUGGGAGCAAACCACCCACAAUGGUGAAACGCCACUGUUUUUGGCUGUCAGCAGUUGCCUCUUAGAAAAUGUCAGUUUUCUCCUUCUCAAUGGCUGCAAUCCAAAUACCAAGAAUGUCGAAGGCAAUUCACCUCUUCUUACAGCCGUUCUACAGGACUCCUAUGACAUGGCCUCCUUGCUGAUCAGCCAUGGAGCCAACGUCAACCUGUUGUGUGCCAACAAGAGGACAGCGCUCCACGAAGCAGCCAAGCUGGGCAGACGGGACAUAGUGGCACUCCUGCUGGCUUCCGGGGCACACCCCGACCCACAGAGCUCCUACGGAUUCACUCCUCUCGCUCUUGCUGCCCAAAACGGUCACACUGAAAUCAUGCAACUCUUACUGCAGAAAGGAGCUAAUGCUCUUGGUCAGGCCUCUGACUCUUCUUCCAUCUUACUUGAAGCCGCUAGCGGAGGAAAUCCAGACUCUGUGACUCUCUUGCUAGAGUAUGGAGCUGAUGCCAACGUCCCUAAGAAUUCAGGUCACCUGCCCAUUCAUGUAGCAGCUGACAGAGGUCACUUUUUAGCUCUGAAGAUUUUGGUUCCAGUUACUGAUUUUGCUGCCAUCAAGAGGAGUGGCAUCAGUCCAGUUCACUGUGCAGCAGCGGGAGCACACCCCAAAUGCCUGGAACUUCUCAUCCAGGAGGGAUUUGAUGUGAAUUUCAUGCUCGACCAGAGAAUCCGCAAACACUACGAUGACCACAGGAAGUCGGCUCUGUAUUUCGCUGUAUCAAAUGGUGACCUCUCUUCAGUUAAACUGCUUCUGAGUGCUGGAGCUAUGCCUAAUCAAGACCCAGUUAACUGCCUCCAGAUAGCCCUCAGGAUGGGCAACUAUGAGCUGGUAAGUCUGCUGCUACGGCACGGGGCCAACGUUAACUACUUCUGCAGAGUCAACCCUUUACAUUUCCCAUCGGCGCUGCAAUAUACCCUGAAAGACGAAGUCAUGCUGAGGAUGCUGCUGAAUUACGGGUAUGACACCGAGCGAUGCUUCGAUUGUCCUCACGGAGACAAAGGUCAUCCCUUCUACGCCUUUGAAGGCUGGACAUCUACAGUCAUCAAAGAUACCAUGUUCUGUGAAGUAAUAACUUUGUCAUGGCUGCAGCAUCUCUCUGGGAAGGUUGUUCGAGUGAUGCUUGAUUAUGUUGACCAAGUUAGGAUCUGUUCAAAGUUGAAAGCUGUUCUCCAAAAACAGGGGCUCUGGUCAGAAAUCCAUUUUAUCUUGACAAACCCUCGCUCUCUUAAACAUUUGUGCCGCCUCAAGAUCCGGAAGUGUAUGGGACGUUUACGUCUGCGCUGCCCCGUCUUCAUGUCAUUUCUUCCAUUACCCAACCGUCUAAAGGCGUAUGUCCUUUACAAAGAGUACGACCUUUAUGAACAAGGAAUUUUCACAGGAACCUGGUAAUCAAACUAUUCUGGAUGAAAAGGUUUCUGGAUGUGGAACUGAGGAAAGAAACUGAGAAGACAUUCAUUCAGCCACACCUGUGUACCAUGAUAUGGCACAUCAACAGAGAGAACAGAGGGGCAGGAUUAUGGCCACAGGCCCAGUCAGUUACAGCUUGAUGUUUAUGUGUUCAGUCUUAGCAUACAUUUUUUUCUUUUUGGCAUAAUAUAGUCCUUCUUAAGGAAACUGAAGCUAUAUGAUUAUUUUCUGAUGUAGGGAUUCGUGGCUAUAUAGACUAUUUCAGUAAGUACAGACUUAAAAUUACUUUUAUAAUACAGUUUUCACAUAGAAACUUUGCAAAACUAGCUGGCAUGAAUAGUUUUUAUUUUUUUAAUCAAAGUGUGGUGUCUGUUUAUAAAUGAGUGCUAGAUUAUAUGUAUGUUCAUAUACAAAUAUAUUUAGGAUAUACAUGCACCUAGAUAAAUUAUAUAAUUCUAAAGUUAAUUUCAUCUGCUCCCUGGACCUCCUACGAAUGUAUACAUGUCAUAAAAUUCAAAACAAAACAGAAACUGCCAGUAGAACAGAACUUGGUAAAUGUUUUAGGGAACCACAGAGAGGACAGCGGAUGAAUAUUCAUUAGUAUUACAACUACAGGCCCAACCCACGUAAGCUGACGUACACAAUAACCUGGUCCUUUAAACUACAGGAAUUCCUUUGAAUAGGACCAAGCAGAGCAAGUAUACACUGUAACGUGUCUAGGGUAAUUACUGAAAUGUAAUUUUUCUAAAAGGAAAAAAGUCACUAGAUAUGAAUUAGUACUAUUUCCCCAUGAGUGACAUUUUUUCCCCCAUUUUAGUUGUUAUGGGAUUGCAAUAGAGAUAGAUGUGUAAUAGUAUCAUAAAAGAUUAAGAAAAAGUCCAUUUGUUUUAUAAGCAUCAUUUGAAAUUACUUGGAGCAAUAAAAUAAAAUUCAGAGUAUAUACCAGAUAUUUCAUACAAAAAAGACUAUAAAAAAUCAUGGACUUUAUUAUACAUUAAAAAUCUCCUAACAGCAUAUUUCCUGAAGCCUUAUCAGGAAUACUUAUUUUGACAUAAUGAAAAAAUAAGUUCUCCACUCCACAUGUAUACCACCAUUACAUAAAGUCUGGUUCUUCAAAUUUAAUUCUAAAGAGAAAUGUAGCAUAAUUUUUAAUUGCAUAUACAUGAUUAACAGUAUCAGUGAAAUAAGAAUUAACCAAUUCACUUACAUUACAAAAUCACCAAAUAUACAAAGCGGUUUUGCACAUUAGUUAUAACUUACUCCCUGGUUCUCAUAUUAACCUAAGUAAAUUACAUAUGAGUACAGCCACAAGAGAUUAGUUAAAAAGUAUAAUAUGUUCCAGUUUCAAUUUUUUAUGUAUUAUUAAUUACUAUGGAAGAAAAAAAAAAAUCUCAUGAAAGAAGAGUAAGCCAAACUUGCUAAAAAUAAAGUCAAAGACUUGCUUGCUACAAUCAGUGUGUUUGAAUAUUUAAAGUACAGUUUGAAUGCUUGGAGACUGUUAUCAAAGUCAAUGCUAAUAUUUUUAUUUUAUUAAUUUGGGUGACAGAUUUUGCAAAACAUAGGCUCUUAGUCUGUCAGCAUGUAUAAGAGGAUUCAACUCAAAUACUUGCAAUUCCUAUAUAUAACUCAAAAUGAACUCAGAUGCCUUUACCACACAUGAUGACAUGUGACAUGGAAUGGUAUGAACACCCUAAUACCCUUUUCUCAAGCAUAAAAGUAACAUAAAUUUACCACCUCUAUACUGUGGAAUCUGAGAAUUCCUUUGAAAUUAAACACAAGGUAAUCAUUAUAGUCAUGGCAAAAACUAGACUGGGGACUAUGUUCAAGGUAACAGUUUCAGUUCCUUGUUAGCAAGUUUUCUCAAUUUUACAAGGGGGAAGGAAUAAUUAGUUUGCUAUCUAUUGACUUCAUUACCAUAGUUAUAAAAGUACUGUUGACACAGGGAGCAUGAGUGCCUAGCAGAAUUAGGCAGACUUAAUUCUUUCCUUUUUUUUUUUUUUUUAAUUCUUUUCCUUUUAAAGAAUCAGUUUUGUUAAUGUCUAAAAACCAUUAAAUGCAAGUUUGAAUCUGAGAGAGAUAUCCCAAAAUCUAAUGCCGUUACCACUGGAGCAUCCAAAAG